Notothenia coriiceps (black rockcod) is the source of this 4225-nucleotide messenger RNA. Its product is annotated as beta-1,4-galactosyltransferase 2. The transcript is spliced from 4 exons. Gene Ontology annotation, molecular function: galactosyltransferase activity. Gene Ontology annotation, cellular component: Golgi apparatus. Lineage: Eukaryota; Metazoa; Chordata; Actinopteri; Perciformes; Nototheniidae. Gene Ontology annotation, biological process: carbohydrate metabolic process. Bases 1 to 399 code for a protein of 132 amino acids. The record is from RefSeq and is a predicted model, not a curated record.
AUGGUCCUGGAUGCUAAGAUGCUGCCAUACGCCGGCUACUUUGGAGGAGUUUCAGGACUCAGUAAAAAACAGUUUCUGAAGAUAAACGGCUUCCCCAACGAGUACUGGGGCUGGGGGGGGGAGGACGACGACAUCUACAACAGGAUCACUCUGAAUGGGAUGAAGGUGUCCAGGCCAGACGUUCGCAUCGGCCGCUACAGAAUGAUUAAACACGAGAGAGACAAACACAACGAGCCGAACCCACAGAGGUUUAAUAAAAUCCAGAACACGAAGAACACAAUGAAGAAGGACGGGAUCAGCUUUCUGACCUACAGAGUGAUUCAGUUCAAGAGGUACGCUCUGUACACAAAUAUCUCUGUGGAGAUCGGCAAACCACCGCCCCGGCCUAUAAAGGGCUAGAGAGCGACAGACGAAGGGAGGAAGUCGACAUGCUUUGCCAGGAUGGAAAAAGAUGAGCAGAAGAGGGAAAUCAGGAGAUCACAUAUCCUAGACAUCUGGAAAGAUGCAGGAGUUAAAGGACAGAGGGAAAAGUCCCAAGCACUUAAUGAUCUCUUUCUCCCUCUUUACUUUUUUUUUUUGUAAUUUGAGUUUGCCAUUUCUGUAACAAGGACCCAGGCUCUUUCCAACAGUUUUAAGCAGCCACUGGCUUCACAGCUCCUACCUUUGCCAAUCAGUGACUUCAGGAUUGAAAGAGUGUGGAGCAAAGCUUGAAUAUCAGUGGCCGAUCAAAGGUUGGCUGCAAACUUGGAAGCUGAUACUUGGAGUCUUUCAUUUACCAAUCUUCUGAAAACUGGAAGUCGUCCAGUGGCAUAUCGACAGAGGAUAUUGAAUUUUUUCUGGGAGUUAAGAGAUGAGACAAUAACGUCAUUUGAAACUUUGGAAACUGUUUUGAAUUAUUCGCCUUCAUCGAGUGGGAUUUCUUGAAAUAUUUGACCAAGUUCAUAUAAACUGAAGGGAAAAUAUUUUUUUCAUGGAUACAAAGAGAGAAAGGAGAUGUGGUGUUUGCCGGAUUGGAAAUGGAAUAUCAGGAAUAAUGAACAUGGUGAACAAAAAAGCUUAAAAACAUUGUGUUUCCCAAGCAUUCACAGUGAUGGUCAAGAGAAUAACAUUAACACGAUAUGAAAACAUGCAGUGAUGCUCUUUAGACUUGUACAUGAAAGAUUGCCUAUCAAAGAAAUCGUCUGACGCUCAUCUUUACAAAUGAUGGUAAUAGAUGAUUUCAUAUUAAAAUCUUUGUCAGGGAGUUUUGAUCUAAUUACUUCAUCAAAUCCUCCGAUAUCAAUUAAUGAAUGUGUAUUGUGCCUGCAUCUACUGUGCUGGGACACGCUGAUCCAACAUGUUCGUCAGCAGCAACAAACCCCCGAGAACUCUCUUUUUGUUCUCUUUUUUAUAUACAUAUAUAUAUAUAUAUAAACUCAAACUUUGGAAGCAGAAACUGAACUUUUGAAGUAACUCAUGUGCUGGAUGCAAUGACGUGGAACCACCUUGGGAAAGUCAUCAAAUCAAAGAACCGAAGACAAGGCGGAGAUACACUGACAGCCCAGUCGUGAUUCUAAACCCAUGUUUGGCACAAAUUGGAGAUUAGGUUUCUGAAAGCUUUGUUUGUUUCCUUUCACCCCCUUGAAAAAAAAUAGAGAUUUAUUUUUAGUAAUCUGGGCUUUAAAUGUACAUUUUUGUCUCUACACGGUGCAAACGGAUUGAGUUGCAUUAAUUAUCUCCAAGAUACUGAUUUGACUAAGUAGUCAUUAAAAAAUCUGACAUUUACCACCUUUACUGGACAGCAAGGGGUUAAACUGAACCGCCAGAUUAGUAGUGGCUCAUAUUUUACAGGAAAAAGUGUUUUUUUAAUUUUUAAUUAUCUCAAUCAAUCCAUUUACUAUCUCUGCUAUCAUUUUUUCUAAAUCUUUAAGAAAAAGAUGAUCAUAUCCGGAAAGAGGAAAUGAUAGGUCGAUAUUGUUCUGCUGGUGGAAAUGGUUAAUUUUAAGACAGUAAUGAGUUUGAGCAGUUUGACUGACAUCUCUAUUGCUGCUUCAGAUGUUAUCAUUACCAGCUGUCAGCUCUUUAUUCAAAUCUACUUUAUCUCACUUUUUCAUUAAUGAUAGCUACAUUUUCAUAACUUUUCCUCAUGUGAAAAAUCCACAAACUAAAUCUUAGAUCAUGACUUCCUCCAUCCGCUUUAUUGAAGCCUUUGACUGUCUCAUGUAUUGAACAUUACUCUUCUUCCCUUGUUUUAUUUUUCCUUGUCUCUACUGUUGACGCCUAAACACCAAACUGAUGCCUUCAGAAGUGAUCGAUACUAAAGGGGCAGGGACGGUUAUUUCUUAUUUAAAAGGGUACAAAUGAUUUGGGUACAAAAUUAAUCGAGGAAGUUAUGUGUUUUGAGAUGUCAUCGAGAAAUUAAACAAUAUUUGUUUCAGUUUUGUACAUUUUUAAAUAUUUUCACCCAUCGAAAAUGGUUAAACAGGCAGAAGAUUAUGCAACGCAGCACCUGUUUGAAUUAGGUAUCAUUCAGGACAAAUUGGGGCUUUUAUUUUGGUAAAGAUAAUGUACAGUAUAGCCUCCCCUCCCCAGCCUCGAGGCAAUGAUAAUGCUCCCAGCUGAUUGGCUCUCCGUUAUCUUUGCUGAAAGCCUGUUGGACGGUUUGAUUACUCCUCUCUCCGCCUCUCACCCAAAAUGCAUUCACACAGUCUUCCCUUUUUUCUUUGCAUUAUCUCGCCUUUCAUUGCCUUUUCUUUCUUUCUUUCUCUGCCAGUCCAGGCUGUGUGUGUCAAUGGCACUUUGUUGUGCUUUGCGGAGGGCCCACUUCAGGCACAGCUGUGUCUCACAAGAGUGCUUCUUCUUUCAAUAGCUAUCGACAGAGCCUCUCUUUGUGUCUCUGAAUCUGUGCCACUUACUGUCUGCAUCUUUAUUUUUCUAUCUCACUACACUUCCCUAUUUGUGAAUCCUUCUGUUUCCCCCCUUUGCUUAUUUUUCCUUUUCACCUCCAUUGAUAAUCUCCUGGUGAUUUGAAGUGUCCUCAGUGGGCAGACUACCUGUUGAGAAUAAAAUAUCUUCUCUAUACUGUUUACAGCUUAACAAGUGCAAUAUUACAGAUGUGUUCACAUCCACCACAUAUCCUGCUUCAAAAUCAUUGUUUUCAAGCGGUAUGUUAGGUGACAACACUUCUUAAAGGUUAGUUCUAAUGCAGUCAUGCUUGUUUUCCUCAUAUUCAUCUCAUGUAUUUGAAAUCUCUAGUGAUCACUCUAUUGAUUUUAGUGUUCUGCUUCCAUAUAGGUUAGAAUUGGAGCAGCAUAUGCCGACAUAUCCUGACUUUUAGUUUCUAGUAUGUAUUUAAUUCAUGGCUUCAAAGUACAUGUUACAUGCACACUCACAACAAGUAGAAACUACAGUUUACACUUUUAAGAAAGAUUUCCUCAAGACCCCCUUUCUGGUUAAAGAACACGCACAUUUCCCACAUUUGAAGUUGUGCGUUAAAAUGGGGGAAAAUAUUUCUGGAAUCAGCCGCUGCCUCCAUCUCACAGCUCUAUUAGAGUAUCACUUCCUGCUAAAGGCCCACUUUCAUUACCUACACCUACAGCUCAUUAAGUUUCGGUCAAGAAAAAAAACCAUGUCUCGAGCCAAAAGCGAUGUAACCCUGAUGACCUGAUUCCUUCUUACUUUUAAAAGCUCAUUCCACAGCAGAAAUGAUAAUGCAAAUUGAACUUCAAAAUUAAGAUGAAUUCCUUUUCAUUAAGGCUACUCAAAUAUUACAGGCAACCCUUAAUGGGAUCAGUUACAUGAAGAAAGCUGAGGAGUGACGGGUAUUGGAACAUGGAUAACAAGAGAGGCCCCAAUGUGUAUUAAACAGAAACACGGGAGAUAUGUAAAAGAUCAGCAGCCGAAACUCCAGCAAAAAAAGUAUUUGAAAACAUCUCAUUCACUGGAGGAUAGAAACCACUGUGAGGAGCGCUUGAUGUUUCUUAAUAGACUCUUGAGUUUUGAAGCCGUUCUACUUGUCAAGCUCACCUCAGGUGGUGGUAUAUUCGCAACACUUUUCUUCAAAUACUUUUUUUUGCUGCAGUGAGCAGACGAGACUUCUAGGCCUGUGGGCGUUUUUAAACAUUUACUCUAGCUAUGUUUUUUUUGUACAUUGAAUGUUGAAAAUGUUAUAUCUUAUAUAGAAUGCAUUACGUCAUAUCAAACCUACUUUUUCUAUACAAUCAAUAAAUCUGAUGGUUAAAGAUUA